Molecule: messenger RNA, 860 nt
Organism: Gossypium raimondii (Peruvian cotton)
Lineage: Eukaryota; Viridiplantae; Streptophyta; Magnoliopsida; Malvales; Malvaceae
Exons: 4
Coding region: 72-590 (172 amino acids)
Biological process (GO): endoplasmic reticulum to Golgi vesicle-mediated transport; regulation of GTPase activity
Cellular component (GO): cis-Golgi network; TRAPP complex; trans-Golgi network
Source: RefSeq, a predicted model, not a curated record
AAAGCGAAAUAUAUUUAGAGAGAAACUGCUUUGUCCUUUCUUCCUGUUGAAGAGAUUAGUAAUAACCAAAAAUGGGGAGAGAAGUAUCAGAAAGCUGCAUUGAUAGCCUACUAAUCGAAAUGGUUUCCACAUAUUGCAACCGUUUUUACGCCAAUAAGCCUGAGCUCGCUGCUCGUCGGAUCGAAGCCAUUGGGUAUCAGGUUGGCCACCAGCUCUCUGAACGGUACACGAUGGAGAGGCCACGUUUUAGUGAUCAUUUAGAGGCAAUCAAGUUCAUCUGCAAGGACUUUUGGUCUGAACUCUUUAAGAAGCAGAUAGACAACUUGAAGACAAAUCAUAGAGGUACCUUUGUAUUGCAAGAUAAUCGUUUUCGUUGGCUUACACGCAUGUCAAUUGAUCAAUCACCUGAAAAUGGAGCAUCUGAAGACCCUUCUAUCAUGGCUGAUGAGAAGGCUGUGGAAAGCAUGCAUCUAUAUUUUCCAUGUGGAAUCAUCAGGGGAGCUCUUUCAAACUUGGGAAUACCUUGUGCAGUUUCCGCUGACAUAUCCAACCUUCCUGCAUGUUCAUUUGUUAUCCGAAUAAAGGCUUGAUGAACAUAUUAAAUGAAAUGGGGCACCAAUUAUUGGGUUUUCAAACAUACUCAUGAUGAAAGAAGAUGGUGAGAACUACUAGAGUCCCAUUUAGAAUAUAGAUGCUAUGGUUACUGUUUUUUUGUUUUUUUUUGGGUUUGUUGAUGUUAUGGUGUUACUUUUGAAGAAAUUAUGUGGCAAAUAGACAUUUGGAAUAUUUGUAUAUGGAUGUUGGUAAACCUUUGUUGUUGGUGAGAUUGCUUUAUUGAAUUUUUUUUUCUGUGCAUAUAA